Notolabrus celidotus (New Zealand spotty) is the source of this 1221-nucleotide messenger RNA. RefSeq names its product N-acetyllactosaminide beta-1,3-N-acetylglucosaminyltransferase 3-like. Gene Ontology annotation, molecular function: hexosyltransferase activity. The coding region runs from base 1 to 1143 and encodes 380 amino acids. The record is from RefSeq and is a predicted model, not a curated record. The transcript is spliced from 2 exons. Gene Ontology annotation, cellular component: membrane. NCBI's taxonomy places the organism in Eukaryota, Metazoa, Chordata, Actinopteri, Labriformes, Labridae.
AUGUUCAGAUUUAUAUGGAGAAAAAUCAUCAUGACAAGGACUUUCUUGCUGCUGGGAGUUCUUCUCAUGGUUGUUCAUCUCUGCAAAGAAUCUCUUGACCACACAGUCCUUCCUCUAGAUGUCAGAGUGGAAGGAACACCAGAAACACCAAUCACUUCUCCAACCCAUAUGUUCUCCUGGGCAACUUGUAAACAAAACAAGUCUGCUGCCAGCAUCGAAGGCUUCAGCUCACUUCCAGGUCACAUAAAAGACUUUUUAUACUACCGAAACUGUCGACAUUUCCCCAUGAUACUGGACCUUCCUGACAAAUGUGGAGGAGUUGAUCGAUCCUCUGAUGUCUUCCUUCUGCUUGUUAUCAAAAGCUCCCCACAGAGCCAUGACCGCAGAGAAAUACUGCGCAAGACCUGGGCUAAAGAGAGGUUACAGAACGGUGUGUGGAUCAGACGGAUUUUCCUCACGGGAAAGACAGGCUCUGGUUUUGAGACAAAAAGACUGAACAGAGUUCUUGAGCUGGAGCAUAGUCAGUACAAAGACAUUCUUCAAUGGGACUUCACUGACACAUUUUUCAACCUCACCUUGAAGCAGGUACUCUUCCUGAAUUGGAUGGAAAGAAACUGUCCAAAGGCGCGCUUCCUGUUAAAUGGUGAUGAUGAUGUUUUUGUGAACACAAACAACGUAGUCAAGUAUCUCCAAAGCCUGGAGAACAAUGAUGGAAGCAAACACCUCUUUACUGGCCAUCUGAUCCAGCAUGUUGGGCCUGUUAGAGAAUCAUGGAGCAAGUAUUUCGUUCCAGUGCAACUGCAGGAGUCAGACAGGUACCCUCCCUACUGCGGGGGUGGGGGCUUCUUUUUAUCUGGUUACACUGCUUCAGUCAUAUAUAACAUGUCUAAGUCUAUUACCCUUCUUCCCAUUGAUGAUGUUUACAUGGGAAUGUGCUUGGCCAAAGCGGGACUCAGUCCUGGUUCUCACAUUGGUGUGAAGACUGCAGGACUGUACAUUCCCUCCAGUGCUGUCGAUGAAUAUGACCCUUGCUUUUAUAAAGAAAUGCUUCUUGUUCACAGAUUUCUUGCUGCUGAAAUGUUUCUUAUGUGGCACAGAAUAAAUGACCCCAAACUGAAGUGCUCUGGUCAUACCUUAUACUGAUGAUCAGGUGAUGACAGAGCUUGUUGAUUCUGAAAACACCUACUUUUUUUGGUACAUGUGCUGCACUCCAAUCCAUCA